AGUCUUGCUUGGCUAGCCAGAUGGUAAACAACAAACGGCUUCAUUUUAAACGGUAGAAGACUAGCAGUGAAAAAAAACAAGUGACAAACGCGGAAAUCGAUUAAAAGUGUCCAAUUUGAAUUUUGCGUGAUAUGAGAAGAAUCGCACCGCUUCUCGAGUGAUUUUUUUUUUUACCGGAAGAAAAUUGGUUUCGGUGGACUUUUGUUUUGUUUUUGUUUAGUUUAAAACAUUUUUUUGUUAUUAAAACCCUGGACAGGAAGUGACUAAAACCAGACGGUGUCAUUGUGUUUUCAUUAAACUGCAUCAAGUCGUCUAGUCUAGUGCUGCAGUGCGGAUUUGAUCUGAAUAUUCCGACCUCGACCUGCCAGGAGAAUGUCAUUGUGAUUUAAGCCAGUGACGAGAACGGAAGAGUUUCCAUUUUAUUUUUUUGUAUCAUCAAUUUGAUUUGUGUUACUGCUACUGUUUGACGAUAUUCCGUCACAAAAUCGCCGGCUACACCAAAUUUGGAACCAUUUCGUGCCCGCGCCAUCUUCAAGACACACCGGAGACGCUGCCAGGAGAAUGCUAAGUAGGACGCCGAGGCACCGGACAGGGAGAAUAUGUUACGAUGCGUACCUCGCGAGGAGUUCGACGUUGCCCCUGGGACUACUGAUUAGCUGGAUUCUGGUGCUGGCCACGAUCAUGACGUCAAGCGGCAGCAUGGCCACGGCCUACCGGGUCGGGGUUGGACGAGCCGACUGUACCGGACCACCGGUGGAGAUCACCUUUAUGGGUUACGCCCAGCUAUCUCAGCGAGGGUACGGCAUCCACCUGCGCCAGUUCGCGCGGAGUUUCAUCUUCGAGGAGGGUGGCAAACGGGCUGUAUUUGUAAGCGUCGACGCCGGCAUGAUGGGUCACGCAGUGAAGCGGGAUGUCAUUGCGGUGCUGCAGAAGAAAUACGGAGAUACUUAUACACUGGACAAUGUUGCUAUUAGUGGAUCGCAUACGCAUUCUACCCCUGGAGGGUUCUUGAUGUACUUGCUGUACGACAUGACCUCGUUGGGAUUCGUCUCGGAGACGUUUAAUGCUCUGGUUCGGGGAAUUGCUCAGAGUAUCAUUAGAGCGCACAACAGCAUGGUGGAUGCAAAGGUCUACGUAUCGGAGAUUGACGUUUUGGAGGCAAGCAUCAACAGGAGUCCGAGUGCUUAUGAUAAUAAUCCGGCUGAAGAGAGGACCCAGUACAAUGACAAUGUGGAUAGGAAACUUGUUCAACUGAGGGUAGUGAACAAGAGGAACGAAGUUUUCGGAGCGAUCAAUUGGUACGCAGUCCAUCCGACGUCCAUGAACAAUACCAACAGGUUUGUGUCGAGUGAUAACGUUGGUUAUGCUUCGGUUUUGCUGGAACAGGAACGUAACAAGGGUAGCUUGGUGGGGAAGGGUGAGUUUGUGGGAGUGUUUGCUUCCAGUAAUCUGGGGGAUGUUUCGCCGAACAUAAUGGGACCGAAGUGUGAGAAGACUGGGCUACCGUGUGAUCUGUUGACUUCGUCCUGUCCGGCGGGUGCUGGGGCUUGUUUUGCUUCCGGACCCGGACGAGAUAUGUACGAGAGUACCAAGAUCAUCGCUACGAGGUUGUAUGGAGCUGCUGCGACUCUCUUGAACAAGGCCGGAGGCCGUGAAGUCACCGGACCGGUGAACUUCGUGCAUCAGUUUGUGGAUAUGACCCGAGCCGAGGUCAACUACUUUAACCCGAAAACAAGAACCGGUGAACUAGUUCGAGGUUGUUUACCGGCAAUGGGAUACAGCUUUGCGGCUGGAACUACCGAUGGCCCUGGAGCGUUCGACUUCCAGCAGGGUACAGUCACGGAUAAUGCUCUAUGGAAUGCGGUCAGGGAUCUGCUAGCUGAACCGACUGCCGAUGACAAAGAGUGUCAAGCUCCUAAGCCAAUCCUGUUGGCAACCGGUAGGGCGAAGUUCCCCUACGAUUGGCAACCGAAGAUCGUUCCGACACAAAUCCUUCUUAUCGGGGACUUCGCCAUCGCUGCUGUUCCCGGAGAGUUCACAACUAUGUCCGGUCGAAGGCUAAGGAACGAAAUAUCUCGAGCUUCGGUAGCUGCCGGAGGAAAGGAACUUCAGGUCGUCGUCGCUGGUCUCUCGAACAUGUACACAAGCUACAUAACCACCCCGGAAGAAUACGAAAUUCAACGUUACGAGGGUGCAUCGACCCUCUACGGACCUCAUACCCUAACGAUCUACAUUGAUCAGUACAAAAGAAUGAUCGAGGCUGCUGUCAAGAACCAACCUCUAGACUCUGGCCCGUCUCCACCAUAUCAGGACGACAAACAAAUCUCGCUGAUGACCGGGGUCAUCUUCGAUGGUCAUCCGAUUGGCAAGGACUUCGGAUCGGUUAAAGUAGAGCCACUGAAUACCUAUGAGAGGGGUGACCGGGUUCAUGCGACCUUCGUCAGUGGAAACCCUCGAAACAAUCUGAUGCACGACAAGACCUACUUUACGGUGGAACAGAAACAGGUCGACGGCAAUUGGACAGUGAUUGCCACCGAUGCCAAUUGGGAAACUAAAUUCAAAUGGGAACGGCAAUCGACAAUCCUAGGGCUGAGCGAUACCGAGUUCACAUGGGAAAUUGGACAGGACGUUAAGAAGGGAACCUAUCGGAUCCGGCACUUUGGUUACUAUCGGUACAUUUUGGGUGGCGUCUACCCUUACACAGGAUCAACGAAGACUUUUAUCGUAGAAUAAGUUUGUUUCUUACAUUUAGAAAGUUUCUCCUGAACUUGAACUUACACUUUAGUUCGUUUUGUUAAUAAUUUCCAUUUCCAAAUGUGACAUGUAGAGUAUCGUGCCUGUGAUAGGAAAGGCAGUGUAAUUGUGCUGCAGCUUCGCAGUAAGAAAAGGGUUCGUGAGUUGUCAUCGAACAACUGCGAAUAUCAUGUGUUUAGAUUUUCUCGUUGACUGACUUAAAUAUUACUUUUUUUUAAAACUGCAAAAUGAAAAAUCAAACAUCAGUCAACAACAAAUUGGAACCAAAAAUCCUAGUCAAUAAUUGCUACGUAGGCUUAGAACCGUGAACGACUUUGUUGUAGAUUUCAUUGAAAAUAAAAUAAAAUUAUAGUUUAAA
This is a messenger RNA of Uranotaenia lowii, 3112 nucleotides long. It is a transcript of the gene CDase, whose product is annotated as neutral ceramidase. Gene Ontology annotation, molecular function: N-acylsphingosine amidohydrolase activity. The record is from RefSeq and is a predicted model, not a curated record. Gene Ontology annotation, cellular component: extracellular region. Lineage: Eukaryota; Metazoa; Arthropoda; Insecta; Diptera; Culicidae. Bases 562 to 2733 code for a protein of 723 amino acids. Gene Ontology annotation, biological process: ceramide catabolic process; sphingosine biosynthetic process; long-chain fatty acid biosynthetic process. The transcript has 5 exons.